This is a messenger RNA of Fulmarus glacialis (Northern fulmar), 1354 nucleotides long. RefSeq names its product transcription termination factor 2-like. Lineage: Eukaryota; Metazoa; Chordata; Aves; Procellariiformes; Procellariidae. The transcript has 10 exons. The record is from RefSeq and is a predicted model, not a curated record. Bases 185 to 1165 code for a protein of 326 amino acids.
CUGUUGUAGGUUUUUACGUUGCUCUCCUUUUGAUGAAUACAAAGUGUGGAAGUACCAGGUAGAUAACAACACAAAGAAGGGAGGAGAGAGGCUAAGCCUCUUAACCAGGAGCCUCUUAUUACGGAGAACCAAGGACCAGCUGGAUUCAACUGGCAAGCCCUUGGUAUCUCUGCCCCAGCGUAGGAUGCAGUUGCAUCAGUUAAAACUUUCAGCAGAGGAGCAGUCUGUAUACAAUGUGCUCUUUGCAAGAUCCAGGUCAACGCUACAAUCCUACCUAAAGAGACAAGAGCAGAAAAAUGAAGGCAGAGAGUAUGCUGGUGGUAACCCGUUUGAGAAAGCUGCACAGGAGUUUGGGCUCAGUAAAAAGGAAUUUCUAGCAGGCUCCCAAAGUGCCUCCCAGGUCUCAAGUACUGUCCACGUCUUGUCCAUGUUGUUGAGGCUCCGUCAGUGCUGCUGCCAUCUCUCCUUACUGAAAGUGGCUCUGGACCAAGUUAACUUGAACAGUGAAGGCCUUUCCCUCUCCAUUGAGGAACAAAUUAGUGCUUUGACCCUCUCUGAGCUCCAGACUCCUGAUUCCAAGUCAACAGUCUACCUCAAUGGCACAGCUUUUAAAACAGAUAUCUUUGAAAUCACCAGGGAGAGCACCAAGAUAGCUCACCUCUUGGCUGAACUGAAAACUAUACAGAGUCACUCAGAGUUUCAGAAGAGUGUUAUUGUCUCUCAGUGGACGAGUAUGUUGAAAGUUGUGGCUGUGCACCUCCAGCGACUAGGGCUGAAGUAUGCAACAGUGGAUGGCUCUGUCAAUCCUAAACAAAGAAUGGAUGUUGUGGAAGAGUUCAACAACAAUCCCAAAGGGCCUCAGGUAAUGUUGGUCUCAUUGCUGGCUGGAGGCGUUGGCCUGAACUUGACUGGAGGAAACCACCUCUUUCUCCUUGACAUACACUGGAAUCCUGCUGUUGAGGACCAGGCAUGUGACCGCAUUUACCGAGUGGGGCAACAGAAGGAUGUUGUGAUACACAGGUUUGUCUGCGAAGGAACAGUAGAAGAAAAGAUCGUACAACUCCAGAGGAGGAAGAAAGUUCUCGCCCAGCAGGUGCUGUCGGGCAAAGGGGAGGCCUUCACUAAGCUUACUCUGGCUGACCUCAAAAUUCUCUUUGGCAUCUAAUUAUCCUUUACAAUACACAAUGGAAAGUGAUUUUAUACCUACAAGAAACUGUGCAGACUUCAACAAAGGACUGCUGUUUAAGGUGGUCACUUAUUUUGAACAAAUAACUACAUUUUUGUAACUGUUCCAGGAGAAGUUACCAACUUCAGGAGUUUGGUUUAGAUCGUGUAUCCAAAGGUCAAUAAAGUU